AUGGGGGGCGGUCGGGAAAAACAGUCAGGGGCAGUCAUGGGGGCCAUCGGGGAAAAACAGUCAGGGGCAGUCAUGGGGGCAGUCGGGGAAAAAUGGUCAGGGCACUCAUUGGGGCCAUCGGGGAAGAACGGUCAGGGCAGUCAUGGGGGGCAGUUGGGGGAAAAACGGUCAGGGGCAGUCAUUGGGGGCCGUCAGGGGAAGAACGGUCAGGGGCAGUCAUGGGGGGCGGUCGGGGGAAAAACGCGAGUCGGGGGAAGAACGGUCAGGGGCAGUCAUGGGGGGCAGUCGGGGGAUGACCAGUCAGGGGCAGUCAGGUGGGAGCAGUCAUCGGGGGCCGUCAGGGGAAGAACGGUCAGGGGCAGUCAGGUGGGAGCAGUCAUGGGAGGCCGUCAGGGGAAGAACGGUCAGGGGCAGUCAUGGAGGGCGGUCGUGGGAAGAACGGUCAGGGGCAGUCAGGUGGGAGCAGUCAUGGGGGGGCCAUCAGGGGAAGAACAGUCAGGGGCAGUCAGGUGUGAGCAGUCAUCGGGGGCCAUCAAGGGAAAAAUGGUCAAGGGCAGUCAUGGGUGGCGGUCGGGGAAUGAACAGUCAGGUGCAGCCAUGGGGGACCAUCAAGGGAAAAAUAGUCAGGGGCAGUCAGGUGGGAACAGUCAUGGGGGGCCGUCAGGGGAAAAACGGUCAGGGGCAGUCAGGUGGGAGCAGUCAUGGGGGGCCGUCAGGGGAAAAACGGUCAGGGGCAGUCAGGUGGGAGCAGUCAUGGGGGGCGGUCAGGGGAAAAACGGUCAGGGCAGUCAGGUGGGAGCAGUCAUGGGGGGCGUCAGGAAAAACGGUCAGGGGCAGUCAGGUUGGCAAUCCCAAGUGGAGACACAGCACAGCACAGCCACAGCACAGGACACAAGUUUACAAGUCAAAGAGAUACUCAACAACCCAAAAUCAAUCAAAACCAUACAAAAUUUGACUGAGAGAAGUGUGGAGAUGCCGUUUGAAAGCAUUAACAGAAUUCACCACGACAACUGA
Molecule: messenger RNA, 1014 nt
Organism: Eriocheir sinensis (Chinese mitten crab)
Lineage: Eukaryota; Metazoa; Arthropoda; Malacostraca; Decapoda; Varunidae
Product: keratin, type I cytoskeletal 9-like
Exons: 3
Coding region: 1-1014 (337 amino acids)
Source: RefSeq, a predicted model, not a curated record